Phaeoacremonium minimum UCRPA7 is the source of this 2352-nucleotide messenger RNA. RefSeq names its product putative pre-mrna-splicing factor cef-1 protein. Gene Ontology annotation, cellular component: Prp19 complex; spliceosomal complex. Bases 1 to 2352 code for a protein of 783 amino acids. Gene Ontology annotation, biological process: mRNA splicing, via spliceosome. The transcript is spliced from 2 exons. Lineage: Eukaryota; Fungi; Ascomycota; Sordariomycetes; Togniniales; Togniniaceae. The record is from RefSeq and is a predicted model, not a curated record.
AUGCCUGUCGUCAAGGGUGGAGUGUGGACAAACAUCGAGGAUGAGAUCCUCAAGGCCUCAGUCUCCAAAUAUGGCCUGAACCAGUGGGCGCGCGUGUCGUCGCUGCUGGCUCGUAAAACACCCAAGCAGUGCAAGGCGCGAUGGAACGAAUGGCUCGACCCUAGCAUCAAGAAGAUCGAGUGGAGCAAGGAGGAGGACGAGAAACUGCUGCAUCUGGCAAAGUUGAUGCCAACGCAAUGGCGCACCAUCGCCCCUCUUGUCGGUCGCACCGCGAAUCAAUGCCUCGAACGAUACCAGAAGCUCCUCGAUGAGGCCGAGCAGAAGGAGGCGGGCGGCCUCAGUCUGAUGGGACCUGAAGGAGGCGAGACACAAGCUCCAUCAGCCGAUGAUGUUCGUCGUCUACGGCCUGGCGAGGUCGACCCAGACCCGGAGACGAAGCCCGCGCGACCGGAUACCAUCGACCUUGACGAGGACGAGAAGGAGAUGUUGAGCGAGGCUCGUGCGCGUCUGGCCAAUACACAGGGCAAAAAGGCGAAGCGAAAGGCUCGUGAGCGACAACAGGAGGAGUCACGCCGUCUGGCAGCCCUGCAAAAGCGGAGGGAGCUGAAGACAGCUGGUAUCAACAUCAAGGUUGUCACUCGCAAGGCAGGUCAGAUGGAUUACAAUGCCGAUAUUCCAUUCGAAAAGAAGGCAGCUCCAGGUUUCUACGACACGAACGAGGAGAUGACUCGCAAUGAGCUGCAGCGCGCGGCUUUCGAUCCCCGCAAGCAGCAGCUGGCUGCCAAUAAGCGCAAAGGGGAUCAGGACGAUGAGGCUGAUCGCAAGAGACGCAAGAACGACAAGGAUGCUCCUUCGGCAUCUUAUCAGGCUGCAAUCAAAGCCGGUCAAAUGCAACGUAUACGGGAAGCAGAACAGAGUAGCAAACGUAGAGCAUUGAAUCUACCGGCUCCUCAGGUCAGCGAGGGCGAGCUCGAGGAGAUUGUGAAGAUGGGGAUGAUGGGAGAACGAGCCAAUAUGCUGGCAAGGGAAAGUGAUAACGACGCGACGAAGGGUUUGGUUAGCACUUAUAACGCACUCAACACUGGCGCGCCGAUUAGGACGCCGAAAGCUCCUGCCCAGGAGGACCAUAUUGCCAAUGAGAUCAGGAACAUUCGAGCUCUGACCGAGACUCAAUCAUCUCUGCUGGGCGGUGAAAACACUCCUCUUCACGAGGGAGCUGGUUCGACUGGCUUUGAGUCUGUUGCUCCGCGGAAGCAUGUCGUGGCGACGCCGAACCCAUUGGCCACGCCUCUCAGGUCUGGAGCGAAUGGUCCAGGUGCCACGCCGCUAAGACCAGGGCAAACUCCACUGCGCACUCCUCGCGAUACCUUUGCGCUAAACUCUCAAGAUGAUGAGAUGUCUCUGAUUGGAGGCACUCCCGGGGAUCUCAGGGUCCGCGACACUGCUAUGAAACAUAUGUUGAAGCAAGGUCUGGCUGCGCUUCCGAAGCCAAAGGAUACGGAGUGGGAGCUUGAACUGCCAGAUGAGCAAGCUGAACUGGCAGAUUCUGGUCUCACCCGCGAGGAGGAUGCUGCGGAACGCGAUCGAAGGGAGCGCGAGUACCGAGAGGCACAGGAAUUGCUUGAGCGGAAGAGGCGGACGCAGGUUAUGCAGCGUGACUUGCCUCGUCCGGCUGCUGUCGAUGUGAAGGCAUUAUUACAGGAUGCAUCCCAGCUAUCCGACCCAGCUGAAGCACUGGUUGCCCAGGAGGCAGCAUUGCUGAUGCUUAACGAUGCCUUGAAGUACCCGCUUUCGGGGACAAAGCCCAUUGACGCUCCUCCUAUCCUGGAACGCAUCGAUGACAAUGCAUUGGCAGAAGCAAACUUGCAGAUUCUGCUGGAGGCAAAGGGUAAGCCGAAGCCUGAUGAGGUGCAUGCUGCGUGGGAGAGAAGCAACAGCAACUCCUUGCUACUUGGCCUCGGCUGCUAUGAUGAUGACGAUGAAGAGGACCAAGUGGCGGCUAUGAAGACAGCAUUUGACGAGGUUCAAGAUUCAAUCAUAGAGUCGGCUGAGAAAGGAGCUAAACUGGAGAAGAAGCUCACCCUGCAUCUCGGAGGCUACAAGCAGCGAGCCGAGAUGUUGCGCAAGAAGAUCGGAGAGACCGCGGUUGACCUCCAAAAGGCCAACAAUGCCCUCGGUGCGUUCAAGACGCUCGCAAUUUCAGAGGAAGCCGCUGUCCAAAGACGCCUGGCGGCUCUCCGAGAUGAAGUCGGCUUUGUUAGCCGUAGGGAGAGAGAGGCACAGGAGCUGUACAGAAGGAAUAGGGAAGAGCUCAACAGUCUUGUGGGUGACGGGACAAAUGGUUAUCAUUAG